This is a messenger RNA of Anopheles stephensi (Asian malaria mosquito), 651 nucleotides long. RefSeq lists its product as uncharacterized. Lineage: Eukaryota; Metazoa; Arthropoda; Insecta; Diptera; Culicidae. The transcript is spliced from 3 exons. Gene Ontology annotation, biological process: mitotic spindle assembly checkpoint signaling. Bases 53 to 541 code for a protein of 162 amino acids. Gene Ontology annotation, cellular component: cytoplasm; kinetochore; nucleoplasm. The record is from RefSeq and is a predicted model, not a curated record.
UCUGUCCAAAUUUCUGUUAUAAAAAGAAGAAAUAUUAAUUUUUUGUUAGUAUAUGGGUGAAUUAAUCGAAAAAAUGCAUGAUACCAAAGAUUUUUGCUUCACGUUGCACGCGUCCACGUCGGAUAUAGGUGUGAUCUUGAAGCACAGCGUCUAUUCCAUCAUUUACCAGCGAGGCAUAAGCUUUAGGGAAGGAUUUCGAUGCGGAAUGUACGACGGUGUACCGUUGAUGUUACCGUGCAACCAGAAAAUUCAAGCCUAUGUGGACGAAGUGAUGGUCGAUACGCAACGUUUCCUAGAAGCAAAGCAGAUCUCCAAGUUUAUGGUGUACAUUUACACCGGCCGGAACAAAGUGCUGGAGCGUUGGAUUUUCGACCUGCAGCCGAAGGAUGCUUACGAUGAGACGACCUGUUCAAGCAAGGCAGUGCCAGAGAUGAGUGAUAUUGUGCUGCAAAUAACUUCAGUAGCAUGCUGUCUGCCCAUUUUGAAGAAAAGAUGUCCCUUAUAUUUUGUAUUCGGAGAGGCAAGUCACGAUAAUGAUUAGCUCGAUUAUAGCGAAGCAUGUUGCUAUCACUAUCAUUGCGAGUAUGGCUUCUAUCUAUGAAAGUUCCACGUUUUACUUCCCGAUAGAGCGUUAAUUAGGUCCAGACAGUA